Molecule: messenger RNA, 1158 nt
Organism: Anisakis simplex (herring worm)
Lineage: Eukaryota; Metazoa; Nematoda; Chromadorea; Rhabditida; Anisakidae
Source: the annotation of a GenBank genome assembly
AUGGCAAGCCCUCGAACUCGACGAGUGAUAAAAGAUUUGCGAGUGAUUAACGAAAAUAAUUUUUGCUUCGAAUGUGGUGCAAGCAAUCCACAGUGGGCCAGUGUAACAUAUGGUAUUUGGAUAUGUCUCGAUUGCUCUGGAUUACAUCGUGCUCUUGGUGUUCACAUCAGUUUCGUGCGUUCCCUGAGUAUGGAUAAGUGGAAAGAAAGCGAACUAAAUAAGAUGAAAGUUGGAGGUAAUAAGCAUGCAAAAGAUUUUUUUGAAUCUCAACCAGAUUUCCAACUGAAUUGGUCUCUUCAGCAAAAGUACAACUCCAAGGCUGCGGCUUUAUUGCGAGAUAAAAUAUUGGCUCUAUCUGAGAAUCGUGAAUGGUCUGUGAAGACGUCGUCAGCAAACAACUAUACACCACCUCGUUUUCCAUCUAAUCGCAAUUCGUCGAAUAACAGUCAUUUUAUGAAUGAUAAUACUAAUCGGUACGCUGAAAGUGAGAGUCGAUAUCAAGGUUUCGGUAAUACAGCAUCGGAUGUAAAUGCAGAUGGUGAUAUAUUGAGCGAUGCGAUGUCGUCUUUAUCAGUGGGUUGGAAUAUGCUGAGUAAAGGUGCAUCAACAGCUGCAUAUUAUGCAAAAGAUAUCGGUUCGCACGCAACUGCGAAGGCAACUGAACUUGGUGGAACCGUCACUGAAAAGGUGCGUGAUUCAACUUUGAUCAGUAAUACAAGUCUUGGCAGUAUUGCUCAAAGAGCAACUGAGCUCGGUUCACGAUCUUGGAGUGGACUAUCGAAUUUCGUGAAGAGCUCUUCAUCUCUGAAUUCAUUCAGUUUGAUCAACCCGAAUAAAAGUCAAUAUGAGGAUCUUACAACACCCAGCAAAACGGGAUUUAAUAAUGCAGUCAGAGAUGAAUAUCAGCGAGAAGAAGGCAACUUCAGCGAUGAAUACGGUGAUAAGAACGAUGUUUCGAGUAAACGUGAGAUCAGUUUUACAAUUGAUGAUAUUCAGAUGCGAGUCUCAUCAUCAUUAAUCGAUUUCGAUGCGGAUAUUAAUGCGAAUGCAGUUUCGACCGAAACGAGAGCAAAAACUGUUGAAUUAGCUGAGAGUGAUAAAAUGAAACCAAAGAAGAAGGACUGGGAUGAUGAUGCGUGGGAUAUAUUGAAUCAGUAA